AUGGAGUUAAUAGAUGUUAUGCAGAGAAGACGGAUUAAUGUCACAUGUAUUCAAGAGAUAAGAUGGAAAUGUAACAAAGCAAAGGGCUUAGAUGACUUCAAACUAUGGUACCUGGGUGAUGAAAACGAAAGAGGUGGAGUGGGCAUAGUAGUGGACAGAGACCUUAAAAAUGAAGUGGUGGAUGUUAAAAGAUUUGGAAGCAAGAUCAUCUCUAUUAAACUGGUGCUAGACGGUGAGACCAUCAAUAUAGCUAGCGCUUACGGGCCCCAAGUAGGACUAAAUGAGAGUGUUAAACUACUGUUUUGGGGACACAUGGAUGACUCAGUGCAAGGUUUUGGACAGAGAGAAAAAAUUAUUAUUGGAGGAGACCUUAACAGGCAUGUGGGUAAGGAUUGUAGAGGCUAUGAAGAGGUACAUGGUGGAUUCGGAGUUGGGGAGAGGAAUGCAGAGGGGAUCUCAGUGUUGGACUUUGUGACAUUGUAUAACUUUUGCAUUGCAGAUACCUUUUUUGAGAAAAGGGAGGAACAUUUAAUUACCUACAAAAGUGGACAUCACACAAGUCAAAUUGAUUUCUUCCUCAUGAUAAAAUCUGAUAGAAUGUUAUGUAAAGACUGCAAGGUUAUACCUGGAAGAGCCUAA
Messenger RNA from Macadamia integrifolia, 639 nucleotides. RefSeq lists its product as uncharacterized. The record is from RefSeq and is a predicted model, not a curated record. The transcript has a single exon. Gene Ontology annotation, biological process: chromatin remodeling. NCBI's taxonomy places the organism in Eukaryota, Viridiplantae, Streptophyta, Magnoliopsida, Proteales, Proteaceae. The coding region runs from base 1 to 639 and encodes 212 amino acids. Gene Ontology annotation, cellular component: nucleus.